Brassicogethes aeneus is the source of this 720-nucleotide messenger RNA. NCBI's taxonomy places the organism in Eukaryota, Metazoa, Arthropoda, Insecta, Coleoptera, Nitidulidae. The record is from the annotation of a GenBank genome assembly.
AUGAAAACGACCGCAACUCAAAACACUAAUCCCCUCACUAAUGGACCAAAAAAAACCAACCCUGUAAAAAGACCGAAAUUCGGUGCCUUUGUUGCAAUCAACGUGUGGUUCUCAAACCGUAGAGCGCGCCUGCGCAAAAACUGCGGCAACCCGAACUCCACCAACCCUCUAACCUUUCCGACGUUGCCGUUCACGAACGUGUCAUGCCAAUACCCGACCGAGACUACCGCGCAGCAGGAAUGGCGCAACGCGCAGUUCCACAACUACAACAUGAACAUGCUGCAACACGCAUCCUAUCAGCAGGAGUACGCGCGCGCCGGCGCCGACUACUCCCCGUUCUACGACGUCAAUUACGCCUUAGCGCAGCAGUUCAACCAGCAAGCCACCCUCAGGUCGAAAGAGACCGCGGAGAAAGAGCUCGAUCUGACAACAGAGCAUGCGGGCAACAACAACGCCCCGCCCAACAGCCUCGCCGAGUGGCACUCGAUGCAGGACACAGGUGGGGGUGGCGGGCACUACGGCAACGCCGCGGCAGGUUUCGCGCACGCGCAGACGCACUACAACGUUGCCAAUAAGCAGCAGAAUUAUUGGACAUAAAGAAUAUCGUGUUUUUUUUGCUUUUCGCUGAAGAGUUGCCGGUUUUUUCAAAUUGAUUUGUAUAUUAGCUGAUAGUUAUUGACUUAUAUAUAUUUAUUAGAAUAAGUAACGAUUAUUAAGCUG